Molecule: messenger RNA, 1239 nt
Organism: Aspergillus thermomutatus
Lineage: Eukaryota; Fungi; Ascomycota; Eurotiomycetes; Eurotiales; Aspergillaceae
Product: tetratricopeptide repeat protein
Exons: 3
Coding region: 1-1239 (412 amino acids)
Cellular component (GO): intracellular anatomical structure
Molecular function (GO): protein binding
Source: RefSeq, a predicted model, not a curated record
AUGGAAAUGGUCUAUCGCGAUUUUGGAGACGAUCUAGACGUUGCGGCGUUAUACGCGGAGUCACUGAUCAACCUGACUCCUUGGAAGCUCUGGAAUCUGGUGACUGGCGAGCCUAAUCCGGGGACACGUACCCUAGAUGCCAAAAAGGUGCUGGAAACAGCCCUGAAGCACAAAGAUGCUUAUGAGCAUCCUGGUGUUCUGCAUAUGUAUAUUCAUCUCAUAGAGAUGUCUCACACUCCAGAGCUUGGCCUCAUUCCGGCCGAACACCUGCGAGACCUGAUUCCAGAUUCCGGGCACCUGCGCCAUAUGCUUCCCAUCUGGAUAUAUUAUGCAGACGAGAAGUUCAUAGGGCACGAGGGCACAUUCAACUUCUAUACAAUUUACCGUAUGCACAACUACCACUCGCUCAUUUAUGCAGCGAUGUUUGCCGGCCAAAAAGCGGUUUCACUCACCGCUGUUGACCGCCUGGAAGCUACCCUUCCAAAGGAGCUCCUUAACGGAAUUGCUGACAUUCUCGAAGUGUUCAUGUCCGUGCGCUGGCACGUUAUGGUCCGUUUUGGCAUGUGGAACGAGAUUAUCCAGCGCCCACUCCCCGACGACACAGACCUAUUCUGUGUCACUACGGCUCUCGCAUAUUACGCUAAGGGCGUCGCGUAUGCCGCAAGUGAGAAAAUUGCCGACGCUGAGUGCCAGCGAGACUUGUAUCGCGAGGCAGCAAAGCGCGUCCCAGAGUCACGGCUGGAUUACCCGAAUAAAUGCGUCGACAUUCUGGGUGUGGCGUCCGCCAUGCUGGAUGGCGAGAUCGAGUACCGACGCGGAAACUACCACCAGGCAUUUGAGCACCUUCGCCGGUCUAUUGAGUUGGAUGAUGGGUUAGGAUAUAGUGAGCCGUGGAGUUGGAUGCAACCAGCCCGUCAUGCUUACGCUGCUCUCUUGCUAGAGCAGGGUCACGUCGAGGAUGCGGUAGAUGUGUACCGCGCUGAUCUAGGACUUGAUGGCACUGUGAUUCGUGCUCGCCAGCACCCGAAUAAUGUGUGGGCUUUGCAAGGGUACUAUGAGUGUUUGAUGCGCUUAGGUCGGUCGACCGAAGCACGGGUAAUCGAGCCGCUGUUGAAGGUGGCUCUUGCGAUAGCUGAUGUCCCUGUGAAGUCGUCGUGUUUUUGUCGGACUGAUCUUUGGCAGGCCCCAUCUAACAUAGAGCGUGUUAAUGGGUAUGUGGAGGUGGACUUUGGGUUCUAA